AUGAAGUUAUUCCUUACUUUUUUUACUUUCAUCUCUAUUACACUUGCAGUAGUAUUUGAACAUCAACUCUUUAAAGUUGAAUCUAAACGUAAACGUUUAAUUAGACAAGGAAAAUGGAAGGAAUAUAUGAAACAAAAAAAUUUUAUGAGACAUAAUUUUAAAAAUCAAGUUUUAGCUUCUGUUUCUGAAAGUGUUAAUGAUUAUGAUGAUGUAGAAUAUCUAGGAAAUAUAUCAAUUGGAACUCCAUCACAAUAUUUUUCUGUUCUUUUUGAUACUGGAUCAUCAAAUCUUUGGAUUCCAGGAAAUGCAUGUGAAGAGUGUCUUGAAAAACAUCAAUUUAAUCCCUCAGAAUCAAAAACUUACAUUAGAACUGGAAAGAUGUUUAACAUAAAUUAUGGUUAUGCAUCUGUUUCUGGAAUACUUGGACAAGAUACUGUAGCAUUUGUUGGAAACAAUGGAAAACUUUCUAUUCCUAACACAAUUUUUGGACGAGCUCAUAACAUUUCUUGGCUAUUUAAGGAUGAUAUACUAGAUGGUAUUCUUGGUCUUGCUUUUCCUUCUAUUUCAAUUGAUGGUAUACUUCCACCAAUGUUUAAUGCUCAAAAACAAGGUCUUCUUAACAAACCUAUUUUUACGGCAUAUCUUCAACAUAUACAACCUGCUAAUGGAGAACUAGGAGGUUCUUUAACCUUUGGAGAUAUUGAUACGAAGAAUUGUGGACCAGUAAUUGCAUAUGAAAAACUUUAUUCUUCAACUUAUUGGGCAUUUAAGCUAAAUAAAAUUUCUCUUGGAUCUUUUAAUAUUUCAAAAGUUUUUAAUGCAAUAUCUGAUACAGCUAUAGGAAUUUUGGGUCUUCCACAAUAUUUAGUUGAUGGUAUUGCUAAGACUAUUGGAGCAAAAUUCAAUGAUGAAUAUAAAAUUUACACUGUAAAAUGCUCACAAACAUUUCCAGAUUUGAAUUUAACUAUUGGACAACAUACAUAUUCCAUAAAAUCUAAUAAACUUGUUGUUGACAUGGAUUUAGGAGACAACCUGUGCAUGGUGGGAAUGUUUAGUGUAUCAGGUAUGGGAAUUCAAGUUAUUCUUGGAAAUUCAUUCAUUCAAAGUUAUUGUAAUAUUUACGAUUUUGGAAAUAAUCAAAUUGGUUUUGCUAUACCAAAAUAA
Strongyloides ratti is the source of this 1164-nucleotide messenger RNA. RefSeq names its product Aspartic peptidase family and Aspartic peptidase domain-containing protein. Gene Ontology annotation, biological process: proteolysis; cell death. Gene Ontology annotation, cellular component: lysosome. The transcript has 3 exons. Lineage: Eukaryota; Metazoa; Nematoda; Chromadorea; Rhabditida; Strongyloididae. The coding region runs from base 1 to 1164 and encodes 387 amino acids. The record is from RefSeq and is a predicted model, not a curated record. Gene Ontology annotation, molecular function: aspartic-type endopeptidase activity.